This is a messenger RNA of Periconia digitata, 1431 nucleotides long. NCBI's taxonomy places the organism in Eukaryota, Fungi, Ascomycota, Dothideomycetes, Pleosporales, Periconiaceae. The record is from the annotation of a GenBank genome assembly.
CCAAUACCCCGCCGUGCAAUCCAGACUACCCCCACCAUGGCGGACUCGACGUCGGGCAAUUCAGCGGCCGCGGUUCAGGAUGAGAUUGCAGUUCUAGAAAAGAACAUUGCGGAACUUCAGGCGCAAUUGAGAGAUGCAAAGGACAGAUUACAGAAGAAGCAGUCAGAGGGCGCGAGCAGCACAGACGACAAACCGUUGUCGCGUGAAGAGCAGAUGAGUCUGAUCAAGGUGAACUUGAAAGAGGUGUUGAACCCGGAAAUCAUGGAGUCGGUCUUGGACAAGGGAAACAGCCUAAAGAUCUACUGGGGAACCGCGACGACGGGAAGGCCGCAUUGUGGAUACUUCGUUCCGAUUCUCAAGAUCGCCCAAUUCCUUCGCGCAGGAUGCCAUGUCAAGAUCCUCCUUGCCGACAUCCACGGCUUCCUCGACAACCUGAAGGCCCCAAUCGAACUUGUCAAGUACCGUGCCCAGUACUACCGCUUCGUCAUUACCUCACUACUCAAAGCUUGCAAUGUGCCCAUCAACAAACUCGAAUUCGUUCUUGGCUCUAAGUUCGAGCUGACACCGGAAUACAUGAUGGACGUCCUCAGACUAGCCAGCAUCACCAGCGAGCACGACGCAAAGAAGGCGGGCGCAGAAGUCGUCAAGCAAACCGAGAACGCGCCCUUGAGCGGCCUCCUCUACCCGCUAAUGCAAGCCCUCGACGAGCAGUACCUCGACGUCGACGUCCAAUUUGGCGGCGUCGACCAACGCAAGAUCUUCGCCCUCGCAAAGGACGUCCUCCCCAAAAUCGGAUACAAAGAACGCGCUCACCUAAUGAACCCCAUGGUCCCAGGCCUCCAGGGUGGCAAAAUGAGCGCCAGCGACCCAGACUCCAAAAUCGACGUCCUAGACACCCCGGACGUCAUCAAGAAGAAACUCAAAAAAGCCUUCGCCCCGCCAAAACAAGUCGAGGACAACGGCGUCCUGAGUUUCGUCGAAUACGUGCUUCUCCCCGCCGGCGAACUCCGCUUCGGGACCCCGAAAUUCGUCGUCGAGAGGCGCGAGGGGGAACCGCUCGUGUACACUGAUAUCAAGCAGAUGCACGACGACUACAAGAACGACGUUCUCUCCCCACAAAUCCUCAAACCCGCCGUUACAGACGCCCUCAUCGCCCUCCUCGCCCCUGUCCAAUCCGAGUUCCAACAAAACGAAACCUGGAAAGACAUCCAACUCAAAGCAUACCCCCCACCGCCCGCCCCACCCAAAAAAGAAAAGAAGAAGAAGGACAAAGGGACCGGAUACCCCGGCGGAGGAGCUGCUGCUUCCGCUGCGAAGAAGAAUAAUGUAGAGGUCAAGGCUGAUGGACAUGUUGAAGGCGAGGGGAAGAGGGAGGUGGAUGUCGGUGUUGAAGGUGGGGCUGAGGCGUUGGGGAAGUUGAGCGUUGGGUGA